AUGUCGUUUCGUGGAAGAGGAGGUGGCGGCGGUCGAGGUGGAUAUGGUGGCGGCGGCGGUGGAGGAGGAGGACGUGGUUUUGGAGGACGGGGAGGCGGCGGAGGUCGAGGCGGGUUCGGUGGCCGCGGCGGAGGUGGUCGUGGACGAGGUGGCGGUGGCGGUGGAGGCUAUCGGCAACAAGAUCAAGGCCCACCAGAGUCUGUCAUCCCUCUAGGACACUACGGCUGGACCGUACAAGACGAUUUAAUAUGCAAAGUGGACAUCGAAGAUGUGCCAUAUUUUAACGCGCCUAUUUUCCUUGAAAACAAGGAACAGAUCGGUAAGAUCGAUGAAAUAUUUGGAAAUUUAAGAGACUACUUCGUAUCUGUGAAAAUGGGGGACAAUUUCAAAGCAAACAGUUUUAAGGAAGGCCAACAGUUCUUCAUUGACCCCGCGAAGUUGUUGCCUCUCAAGAGAUUCUUGCCUCAGCCACCCGGAUCUGGAAGAAGAGGCGUUGGCGGACGUGGAGGUGGGAGAGGAGGUGGUGGAAGAGGUGGCAGAGGUGGUGGAUUUGGACGUGGCGGCGGAGGUGGCUUUAAUAGAGGAGGCGGAGGAUUCAACCGGGGAGGCGGUGGCCGAGGAGGUUUCGGUCGCGGUGGAGGCGGCGGAGGCUUCAACAGAGGCGGUGGAGGUUUCAGAGGUGGACGUGGUGGUCGAUAG
Molecule: messenger RNA, 699 nt
Organism: Arctia plantaginis
Lineage: Eukaryota; Metazoa; Arthropoda; Insecta; Lepidoptera; Erebidae
Source: the annotation of a GenBank genome assembly